UCCAGAGAUUUCUCUUCAGACCAAAUGGGCUAAGUCAGGACAACGCAAUGUAGCCUGUAUUGGAUAAAACAGCUUCAUUAUCAAAGCAGAUACCAUGGCUUUGUUGAAGUCAUGCUGCUGUUGGAGAUCCAUCAGAAGUGGGAGUUUUGCCAGCGGAAUUUACACUAUGGCAUUUUACACUGUGGUCGUAACAGCUGGUUCCUUCCACGUGGAAUCAAUAGUAAAUCUUCCAAUUUUCCUUCCUGUUCUCCUAACGUUCAGUAUCUUGAUGUUGGUCUUUGCAGCUGUAUCUGUCUUGACAUCUGUUCUUUUGAUUGUUGGUCUAUGUACGGAUAAUCGAGUUCUUCUAAUACCAUGGAUUGUCAGUGUCUCCAUGACAACUAUUCUUGAUGUCAUACUUUCACUUUAUCUGAUAACCGAUUCGGAAGAGUUGGACCCCUUUUUUGCCGUUCUUGUCGUCACGGACUUCUUGAUUUGUGCUCUGAAUGUAUACUGCAUCCUUUGUGUUGCUUCCCAAUACCAAGAAUUCUCAAAUGGCCGAAAUCAACCAUUGCAAUUCAGAGCAGAUGACGUCAUGCCUGUCAUUCAGAUUGAACCCCCGUCGAUUAUUAGACCAGCAAUGACCAGUCAACAACCCUCGCCAAAGCUUACGGUUAGCAUCAUUCCAAACGAAAGCAUUUCAUUAGCGAGUUCCAGCCUUCGUCCAUUGUUGUCUUCAUCUGAACUUCAGCCUUCUGGAUCUCCCAAUCUGGAUGUUCGCCAUUCUAGUUUUUCAUCCACAACUGAAAUAUCCUUCUGUUCAUCGGAUACAUUUGGAGGCAGAAAAGAAUCGGUAUUACACUUGCAAGAAAUAUCGCACCCAGGUCUUUUAUCCUCAGGUGAAGAAAUGAAGUCUUUCAUUGACGAAGUUUCCUCAAACGAAGUCGAAGAACAGAACAAUACUACUUGUCUUGGUAUUGAGGUUGAGAGAGAUGAAGUUUCGCCUAGAAUGUCGCCAGGAGCAUCUCGAUUCGGUGUAUCAGGCUUGUUUUCAUCCAGCAUUUUCCGACAAAUCCCAUCCAAAGAUCCAACUCUCGAAUGAUAUGAUCCUUACAACGAAUUAUUUCCAUCUGAAUCUCCUGAUGGGAUUGAACAAUAAGACACCUCAGAGACAGUAAAACCAUCUCUACUGAUUAAUGUACCUCUUCUCCUUUAAAUUGUUUUUUCCGUUA
This is a messenger RNA of Argiope bruennichi, 1211 nucleotides long. RefSeq lists its product as uncharacterized. NCBI's taxonomy places the organism in Eukaryota, Metazoa, Arthropoda, Arachnida, Araneae, Araneidae. The record is from RefSeq and is a predicted model, not a curated record. The coding region runs from base 95 to 1081 and encodes 328 amino acids. The transcript is spliced from 9 exons.